GCCGUCAGCUCGACGACGCCACGGGCGCGGGCGGACGCCGCGAGCUCUACCGGCCUACUUACACACAUGACUCGAUUCUCCUCUCGAAUACAAAUCGAUACGUAUCCGAUUAAUCAAGACGAAUAACGUGCCAAACGAAUCGUAUGCUCAAAACGCAACAAUUGACAGUUUCGCGUACAUUAUCGCACUGCAGCGGUAAUUACAAUGUAAUAAUGCUAUCUGUGAUUGGUGUUAGUGAAUGGUUAGUGUGUUUCGUGUAGUAGUAAAUUAAUUGGUGACGAUGUGUACAUAACACAGGUGUUUCGUGUGUGAGUGGCAUUCAGUAGUUUUACAGGAUGAGAGGGGCGAACGCAAUAUUCCUUAUUUUAUUCUUCGGCCAUCUAUCUGCGCUGCCCGACACCAUCCGAAUAGGUGGUCUAUUCCACCCCGAGGAUGAGAAGCAAGAAGUCGCGUUUAGAUACGCGGUGGAGCGAGUGAACGCCGAUAGGGCAGUGCUACCGAGAGCCAAGCUGCUGGCUCAAGUGGAAACCAUCUCGCCGCAAGACAGCUUUCAUGCUUCUAAAAGAGUAUGUCAUCUAUUACGAAGUGGGGUAGCAGCCAUCUUUGGGCCCCAGUCGGCCCCAGCAGCAGCUCACGUCCAGUCAAUAUGUGACACUAUGGAACUGCCUCAUUUGGAGACACGGUGGGACUAUCGGACGAGGAGAGAGUCCUGUCUAGUCAAUCUUUACCCACACCCAGCGGCGCUGAGCAGAGCGUACGUGGACUUAGUGCGAGCGUGGGGUUGGAGAUCGUUCACCAUAGUUUACGAGAACAGUGACGGCUUAGUCCGUCUUCAAGAAUUGCUCAAAGCCCAUGGGCCCUCCGAACUGCCUGUUGCUGUUAGACAAUUGCCAGAUUCACAUGAUUACAGGCCACUUCUGAAGCAAAUAAAGAAUUCGGCCGAGUCACAUAUUGUGUUAGACUGUACUACGGAGAGGAUACGAGAUGUGCUCCAACAAGCACAGCAAAUAGGAAUGAUGUCUGACUACCAUAGUUACUUAAUCACUUCUUUGGACCUCCACAGCGUAGAUUUAGAAGAAUUCAAAUAUGGCGGCACAAACAUUACAGCUUUAAGAUUGCUUGACCCUGAGCGUGCUGAUGUCCAAAGAGUCGUAAGGGAUUGGGUUUACGACGAAGCCCGAAAAGGACGUAAACUCCAACUGGGACACACGACGGCUAAGGAGAACAUGACCUUUAUUAAGACGGAAACGGCGCUUAUGUACGAUGCGGUACAUUUAUUCGCAAAGGCCUUACAUGAUCUGGAUACGUCACAACAAAUUGACGUGAGGCCUCUUUCGUGCGAAGCCGAAGACACGUGGCCCCAUGGGUACAGCCUCAUCAAUUACAUGAAAAUCGUCGAAAUGAAAGGUUUAACUGGAGUGAUAAAGUUUGACCAUCAAGGAUUCCGAAGCGAUUUCACUCUAGAUAUAAUUGAAUUAACGAGGGACGGCCUGCAAAAAGCUGGAACUUGGAAUUCUUCAGAAGGCGUCAAUUAUACGCGCUCCUACGGCGAGAACCAGAAACAGAUAGUGGAAAUACUGCAGAACAAAACGCUCAUCGUUACAACCAUUUUGAGCUCACCAUAUUGUAUGAGGCGAGAGGCCAGCGAGAAGCUCACGGGCAACGCACAAUUCGAGGGUUACGCCAUUGAUCUAAUUCACGAGAUAUCUAAAAUUCUGGGCUUCAAUUAUACAUUCAAGCUGGCGCCUGACGGUCGAUACGGGUCGUACAACCGUGAGACUAAAGAGUGGGACGGCAUGAUAAGGGAAUUGUUGGAGCAGCGAGCCGACCUAGCCAUCGCUGAUCUCACCAUUACAUACGACAGAGAGCAAGUGGUUGACUUCACAAUGCCGUUCAUGAAUCUCGGCAUUUCCGUGCUCUACCGCAAGCCCAUUAAGCAACCGCCGAACUUGUUCUCCUUCCUAUCGCCGCUUUCCCUCGACGUGUGGAUUUAUAUGGCCACCGCGUAUCUCGGCGUGUCAGUACUUCUCUUCAUAUUGGCGAGGUUCAGCCCGUACGAGUGGGACUCACCCAGGAACUGCCUAGACGAGCCGCCGGUGCUGGAGAAUCAGUUCACUCUCUUGAACUCGCUGUGGUUCACUAUCGGCUCCUUGAUGCAGCAAGGUUCGGAUAUCGCGCCGAAAGCGGUAUCGACCCGCAUGGUAGCGGGGAUGUGGUGGUUCUUCACUCUGAUCAUGAUAUCUUCGUACACGGCCAACUUAGCGGCCUUCCUCACUGUGGAACGAAUGGACUCGCCCAUUGAGAGUGCUGAGGAUCUAGCCAAACAGACCAAGAUUAAGUACGGUGCCCUAAAAGGAGGUUCUACUGCCGCGUUUUUCAGGGACUCAAACUUCUCCACAUACCAACGAAUGUGGUCUUUCAUGGAGUCAGCCCGGCCAUCAGUCUUCGCUACAAGUAACAAGGAGGGGGAAGAGAGAGUUGUUCGAGGAAAAGGAGCUUAUGCUUACCUUAUGGAGUCUACCACCAUCGAGUAUGUGGUGGAGAGGAACUGUGACCUAACGCAAGUGGGAGGGAUGCUCGAUUCUAAGGGCUAUGGAAUUGCUAUGCCUCCAAACUCACCGUACCGUACGGCCAUAAGCGGGGCCGUUCUCAAACUGCAAGAGGAAGGAAAAUUGCACAUUCUGAAAACAAAAUGGUGGAAAGAGAAACGUGGCGGAGGGUCUUGUAGGGACGAAACAUCGAAAUCAUCAUCGACGGCGAACGAGCUCGGUUUGGCGAACGUCGGCGGCGUGUUCGUCGUACUAAUGGGCGGAAUGGGGGUCGCGUGCGUCAUCGCCGUCUGCGAAUUCGUCUGGAAGUCGCGCAAAGUCGCCGUUGACGAACGCAAGGAAGAGGCGUCGCUGUGUUCGGAGAUGGCGUCGGAGUUGCGUUCCGCGCUGAAGUGUCCGGGCGGAGGCGCGGGCGGCGGAGGAGGCGGGCCCGGGGGCGCUCGCGACGGCGCUGGGUCCCCCUACCUGCACUAUGGGUUCAGCACCAAGAGCCAGCUGCACUAGCGGCCGGAGCCCGCCGCCUCGCCACCCAGCGACGUGUAGGCAACCCGCGGCGGACGCUCCAAUAACCCCCUCGCUGCUACCGGCUGGCCACAACACCCAUAUAGCCUGCUGACAAUGUUCAAACUCGAAGGCUCGAUCGUCUCCGAGUAGCGUAGACGUUUACGAUAUAUUAUUGUAAAUAAAUUCAUAUCUAAUUUCAUAGGCUAAGUGCUGUUGUAUGACCUGAAGAUACGAAUUUCUGUUAAUGUUUGGACAAGUUCUUUUGGUAACUAAUCGUGAUUUGUAGCAACCCUUUGCCAAAGAUGUAUUGUGCCAAAUUUUACGAUUACGAUAAGUCAAACAUGUGUCUACACUGUUGGCACGUCUGGAAUAGUUUUCUAAUCAAUGAUUUUGAAUUCUUGUAUACCUUUAUACCGAUUGGUGAUAUACGUUAAAUCAGUAGGUAUAUCGAUGUUUUAUAUCUAUGAAUCGAUUAGAAUAAAUUGACAUUUCAUUAAUUAGUGUAAGAGAAUGUUAAUAUUUCCAGUGAAAUAAUUCUGUAAAUAAAUCGAUACAGUGGUACUGCCAAAGUAGAUUUAAUAAUAAUUAGGUAAAUUUACAACGGAUUAAUAAGUUUAAUAAUUUGUUUUUCGCUAUAAUGAUGGAUCAAAGUAAAUUGACUUGUGACAAAUUGUAAUUAUAAAUAUUUUCCUUUUAAUGAAUUGUAUGUAAACUUAAUGUAAAUUGGAAUAAAGAUAAAACUUAACGAACCGAUGCUGACGUGAGAGCAUUAUCGUUGUAUGCCGCGCGAGUACCUACUGUUACUUGUAAUUGGUAUCGAAAAAGUUUCCACGGCCCAAAAUGUGCCAAAUAUCCUGUUCACUGUCUGUAAUAUAUUUUGUAAGUUUACAUUGCCGAGUUUAAAUAAAUAAAUUGUUUUAUUACA
This is a messenger RNA of Helicoverpa armigera (cotton bollworm), 3978 nucleotides long. It is a transcript of the gene KaiR1D, whose product is annotated as glutamate receptor ionotropic, kainate 2. Gene Ontology annotation, molecular function: glutamate receptor activity; transmitter-gated monoatomic ion channel activity involved in regulation of postsynaptic membrane potential. Gene Ontology annotation, biological process: modulation of chemical synaptic transmission; synaptic transmission, glutamatergic; monoatomic ion transport. The coding region runs from base 336 to 3053 and encodes 905 amino acids. The record is from RefSeq and is a predicted model, not a curated record. The transcript has 19 exons. Gene Ontology annotation, cellular component: plasma membrane; postsynaptic density membrane. Lineage: Eukaryota; Metazoa; Arthropoda; Insecta; Lepidoptera; Noctuidae.